This is a messenger RNA of Trachemys scripta elegans, 2864 nucleotides long. It is a transcript of the gene PLEKHO1, whose product is annotated as pleckstrin homology domain containing O1. Gene Ontology annotation, biological process: regulation of myoblast fusion. Bases 251 to 1528 code for a protein of 425 amino acids. The record is from RefSeq and is a predicted model, not a curated record. Gene Ontology annotation, cellular component: ruffle membrane; muscle cell projection membrane. NCBI's taxonomy places the organism in Eukaryota, Metazoa, Chordata, Testudines, Emydidae. The transcript is spliced from 6 exons.
ACCCAUGUGCCUGGCCAUGGAGGUGUGUGUGUGCUGCUCUGGAGUGUAACUGGAGAGCUUCUGUGCGCUACAAAGGGCGAGGAGAGAGAGAGAGAGGGAGGAGGUACCCUGUGCAUCUCCCAUAUACCCUCCCCCCACCACCCAAGAACAGACACAUCCAAUCCAGCCUCAUUGCUGUCAGGAGCUGCUCUCUGAUCCCCCCCACCCCAAACCCCUCCCCCUCUCCCCUCCAGCCUGAUCACACUAAGGAAUGAUGAAAAAAAAUAAUUCUGCAAAAAGGGGGCCACAGGAUGGAAACCAGCAAUCCAUGCAGCCAGAGAAGGUCGGCUGGGUUCGGAAAUUUUGCGGGAAAGGCAUUUUUAGGGAAAUCUGGAAAAACCGUUAUGUGGUUUUGAAGGGAGAUCAGCUUUAUAUCUCAGAGAAAGAGGUCAAAGAUGAAAAAAACAUCCAGGAAGUGUUUGACCUGAGUGAUUAUGAGAAAUGCGAAGAGCUCAGGAAGUCCAAAAGCAGAAGCAAAAAGAACCACAGCAAAUUCACGCUAGCACACUCCAAACAGCCUGGAAACACGGCACCAAAUCUGAUCUUCCUGGCCGUCAGUCCGGAGGAGAAAGAGUCCUGGAUCAACGCCCUCAACUCCGCCAUCACCCGAGCCAAAAACCGCAUCUUAGAUGAGGUGACUGUUGAGGAGGACAGCUACCUCGCCCAUCCGACCCGCGACAGAGCGAAAAUCCAGCACUCCAGACGGCCUCCGACACGGGGACACUUGAUGGCUGUGGCAUCUACCUCAACGUCGGAUGGCAUGCUGACACUGGACCUCAUCCAAGAGGAAGACGCCUCUCCCGAGGACCACGGGACCUGUGAAGAGAGCUUCCGGGUAGAUCUGGAUAAGUCCGUGGCACACCUCGCUGCCGGACGGCGCCGGUCGGAUUCGGAGAACAUCAAGUCCUCGGAGAAAGGCCGGUCAGUGAGCCUGCCAAGACGGGAGGCGAUCUCAUGGGACAAAACUGGGAAACGCAAUGACGCCUUCGAGAAAGGGACCAUGUACACCCCGCAGGUCCCCAAAAAGCUCUCGCACUCGGAAAAGAACAAAUGUGCCUCCAUGGAGGAGAUUUUGUCUCGCCGGGACUCUUCUGCGCACCGGGCAGUGCUGAGGAAGGGGCUGGAGGCUCAGUUUGCUUCGGGGGAGCCCGAGCAGCUGGCCCGGAUACAGGAACUGGUUGCACUGAAACUGGAAAAAACUCAGGAACUGCUGGCGGAGGUGAAGGGCUAUGGGGAAGGGAAGCGAAAGACAAAAGAUUUCGCUGCUGCUGCCACCACCACCUCUUCCUCUUCCAAGUCGGACUCUGAAAGCAUCUUGCAGGAGACGCAGAGGUUGCUGGGCGAGGCCUCCUCCACCUGGAGCCAGGCCAAGAAGGUGUUACAGGAGAUUAAAGAGCUAAGGGACCUGUACAAACAGUUAGAACUGCAGCCGUCGGACCCUAAACCCAAACAGAUCUCACAGUCUCAGUACAGGAAGAGCAUGAUGUGAAGGCACGCUUCAGGGUGGGGCGGUGGUGAUUUCUUUUUAUUAUUAUUUACAGUGUUCGAAACAGUACAACGUGCCUGUUCUCAUCAAAACUUGCUCCUCACGCUUGACCCCUUCCCCUCCCCAGAUCUUCCCCUGUCCCCAGAUGAAACAAAAGGUGUUCCAAUAAAUCAGUUUGGAUUCCUAUUUUUUUUUCAAAGUAUCCUUUCUCUGCGUUCUUGGGCUGCUCGUGUCAUGCUUGCAGGAUGGAAGAUCACCAAGACCUGGAAAGCUCCCGGCAUACUUGUGGAGACAUACGCACAGCAGCCGGGGUAGAUAUUCUCCCUCUAUAGAAGCCCUGGGUUUGCUGCUCUGAACCCAGAGCUGCGGUUCUGUGUCCAGCGUUACAGCUCCUUGAUCAAGAGCGUUGGCAACUUAGUUUAUGUUUUUCCUCCUCUUUAAAAAAGAGUCAGCACGUGGAGGUCCCCGUUAUCCAAAAACUGUUUGGAAGAUGCUUGCCAGUGACAUCCAAGCCAGGGUUGGAAUUCCGCUGUCAGAACGAGGAGAUUCACGGCCUGGAAUGCAGUCUGACGUGUCAUGAGAGGCAUUGGACGCUCCUUCCUGGACUGCAGUUAACAGGGCUCUUCCCUGGCGUUCCUGCACUGAUCCCAAACCCUCUUUUGCAAACUCCUGUGGCAGGCAGCUGUUAAUACAUGUGGUACAAAUACAGCCCUCCCUACGGAGGCAACAGGUAUGCAAUCUGUGUUAAAACUAACCCUGUCUGUAGGCUGACAGCCGAUGCUUCGGAGACACCCCCUGGCCCAGUGCAAUGAGAUUUAGCAACCACAAUGUCUUCCUUCUUGUGCAGAUGAUCAAAGCCUGGAGUCCAACGGGCAGUCAUUAUUUGUUUUUCAUUGUUCUUUCCUUCAUUUAGGCUGGAGUGAAAUGGAAAGUCAGGGUUUGGCACAGAGGGCAACAAAAAAGCUGAGAAUUGCAGUUGGUUUAAUGGGCCUGAUUCUGCUCUCGCUCACACUCCGUUUACACAAUCGAUCCUCACAGCAUUGUCUCUUAGCUGACACUGAUGUGAGGUCAGUAUCAGGCCCACUGACACUCAAACGGAUCCCAAAUUAGAGCUCAGAUAUCCUCGCCUGGCUGAUGUCUAGCACUUUUCUAAAUAGGUGGCUCAGCUUUCAUGCACUUAAGCAGCAGGACAAGAGGGAAAUAUGCGAAGAUUUCUCUCAGGGCUUAAAGUACACUGGCAAAUUAACAUCAGUUGUUUUUUCCAAGAAAUCUAAUUUCCUUGCCUAUGUUGCAAAGAACCCCUGAGAAUAUUAAAAACAACUGAGUUUUAAAUGACUAA